Molecule: messenger RNA, 960 nt
Organism: Lodderomyces elongisporus
Lineage: Eukaryota; Fungi; Ascomycota; Pichiomycetes; Serinales; Debaryomycetaceae
Gene: GRE3
Product: trifunctional aldehyde reductase/xylose reductase/glucose 1-dehydrogenase (NADP(+))
Exons: 1
Coding region: 1-960 (319 amino acids)
Cellular component (GO): cytosol
Molecular function (GO): D-xylose reductase (NADPH) activity
Source: RefSeq, a predicted model, not a curated record
AUGAGCAUCAAAUUAAACUCAGGCCACUCCAUGCCACUCGUUGGCUUUGGUUGCUGGAAACUUAGCAACAAUCUCGCUGCUGACCAAGUCUACAACGCCAUCAAGGUUGGAUACAGAUUAUUCGACGAGGCACAAGACUACGGCAACGAAAAAGAAGUUGGAGAGGGAAUCAACCGCGCAAUUAAAGAAGGUAUCGUCUCGCGUGACGAGCUAUUCAUUACCUCCAAGUUGUGGAACUCGUUCCAUGACCCAAAACACGUAGAAUACGCUUUGGACAGGGUAUUGAGCGACUUGAACUUGAACUACCUCGACUUGUUCUUGAUUCAUUUCCCAAUUGCCCAGAAAUUCGUCCCAAUUGACGAGAAAUACCCACCAGGCUUCUACUGUGGAGAUGGCAACAAGUUCCAUUUCGAAGACGUUCCACUUUUGGAUACCUGGAAGGCAAUGGAGAAGCUUGUUGAAAAGGGCAAAGUCAGAUCCAUUGGUAUCUCCAACUUUAGUGGUGCAUUGAUCCAAGACUUGCUUAGAGGCGCAAAGAUCCCACCAGCCGUCUUGCAAAUCGAGCACCAUCCAUACUUGCAACAAGAUAGAUUGAUCCAAUGGGUACAGAGCAAAGGUAUUGCCAUCACCGCAUACUCAUCAUUUGGCCCACAGUCAUUUAUCGAAUUGGAAAGCAAAAAGGCAAUUGACACUCCAACAUUAUUCGAAAACAAUGCAAUCAAAAAGAUUGCUGACAAACACGGCAAGUCGCCAGCACAAGUCUUGUUGAGAUGGGCAACACAGCGAGACAUUGCUGUUAUCCCCAAAUCCAACAACCCAGACCGUGCAUUGCAAAACUUGAAUGUGGCUGAGUUUACUUUGGACGAUGAAGAUGUUCAAGAGAUAAAGAAGUUGGACAAGGAGUUGAGAUUCAACGACCCUUGGGAAUGGAAUAAUGAGCAUAUCCCAACUUUUAUCUAG